Messenger RNA from Scomber japonicus (chub mackerel), 2472 nucleotides. It is a transcript of the gene ercc2, whose product is annotated as excision repair cross-complementation group 2. Gene Ontology annotation, biological process: nucleotide-excision repair; transcription by RNA polymerase II; positive regulation of mitotic recombination. Gene Ontology annotation, cellular component: nucleus. NCBI's taxonomy places the organism in Eukaryota, Metazoa, Chordata, Actinopteri, Scombriformes, Scombridae. Gene Ontology annotation, molecular function: ATP binding; hydrolase activity, acting on acid anhydrides, in phosphorus-containing anhydrides; DNA helicase activity. The record is from RefSeq and is a predicted model, not a curated record. The transcript is spliced from 23 exons. Bases 129 to 2411 code for a protein of 760 amino acids.
CCCGGUUGCACCACAUUAGUGUGUGUUUAGUAUUAUGGUUUUUUUUAUAAAACACCCAUCAGUAAUAGUUUAAAAGUAGCGAAAGUGAUUGACAAAGAAGAGGAGAAGCUGCUACACAUUUUACAAAAAUGAAGCUCAAUAUCGAGGGUCUGCUGGUGUAUUUUCCAUAUGAUUACAUAUAUCCUGAGCAGUACUCCUACAUGCUGGAGCUGAAGAGGACGCUGGAUGCGAAGGGUCAUGGAGUCCUGGAGAUGCCUUCAGGAACAGGGAAGACCAUUUCAUUGCUGUCUCUUAUCAUUGCCUAUCAAAAGACCUAUCCUUUGGAAGUGACCAAGCUGAUAUACUGCUCCAGAACAGUUCCAGAGAUUGAGAAGGUCGUGGAGGAGCUCAGGAAGCUGAUGGAGUUUUAUUCCAAGGAAACCGGAGAGAGCAACAACUUCCUGGCUCUGGCCCUUUCCUCCAGGAAAAACCUCUGCAUCCACCCCGAGGUGAGCGCUCUGCGCUUCGGUAAGGAGGUUGACGGAAAGUGUCACAGUCUGACAGCGUCAUAUAUUCGUGCACAACGCCACAGCAACCCCGACCAGCCUAUGUGUCGCUUCUACGAGGAGUUUGAUGCAGUUGGCAGGCAGGUGCCCCUUCCUGCUGGCAUCUACAACCUUGAUGACCUGAAGGACUUUGGCAGGAGGAAAGGCUGGUGUCCUUAUUAUCUGGCACGCUACUCGAUCCUGCAUGCAAACAUUGUGGUGUACAGCUACCACUACCUGCUGGACCCCAAAAUAGCGGACCUGGUCUCCAAGGAGCUGGCCAAGAGCUCUGUGGUGGUGUUUGAUGAGGCUCACAAUAUAGACAACGUGUGUAUCGACUCCAUGAGCGUGAACAUCACCAGACGAACGCUUGACCGAUGCCAGAACAACGUGGACACGCUUCAGAACACCAUACAAAAUAUAAAGGAGACAGAUGCUGCUAAACUGAAGCAGGAGUACAGGCGUUUGGUGGAAGGUUUGAAGGAAGCUAACGUUGCCAGAGAGACAGACGUGUACCUCGCAAAUCCAGUGCUGCCAGAUGAAAUUCUUCGAGAGGCUGUGCCAGGUACCAUUCGCACAGCAGAGCACUUUGUAGGUUUCUUGAGGCGUUUCCUGGAGUAUCUGAAGGCCCGUCUGAGAGUCCAGCAUGUGGUGCAGGAGAGCACCCCACAGUUCCUCAAAGACAUCUUCGACAAAGUCUGCAUCGACCGCAAACCUCUCAGGUUUUGUGCAGAGCGGUUGCAGUCGUUACUACGAACUCUGGAGAUCGCUGACAUCGCAGACUUCUCGGCUGUUACUCUCAUCUCUAACUUUGCUACCCUGGUCAGCACCUACAGUCAAGGUUUUACUAUAAUCAUUGAGCCGUUUGAUGACAGAACUCCAACUAUUGCCAACCCCGUGCUGCACUUCAGCUGCAUGGAUCCAUCUAUAGCCAUCAAACCUGUUUUUCAAAGAUUUCAGUCGGUCGUCAUCACCUCGGGGACUCUCUCCCCGCUGGACAUCUAUCCCCGGAUCCUGGACUUCCGCCCUGUUACCAUGGCGUCCUUCACCAUGACGCUGGCCCGGACCUGCCUCUGUCCUCUGAUUGUCGGCAGAGGAAACGACCAGGUGGCCCUCAGCUCAAAGUUUGAGACCAGAGAGGACUUUGCUGUGAUUCGUAACUAUGGCAACCUGCUUCUGGAGAUGUCGGCCAUUGUUCCUGAUGGUAUUGUGGCAUUUUUCACCAGCUACGUUUACAUGGAGAACAUAGUUGCAUCUUGGUAUGAACAGGGUAUCCUGGAGAAUAUCCAGAGAAACAAGCUGAUCUUCAUUGAGACUCCGGAUGCUGCAGAAACCAGCAUGGCCCUGGAGAAAUAUCAGGAGGCAUGUGAGAACGGCAGAGGAGCGAUCCUCCUGUCUGUGGCCAGAGGGAAGGUGUCUGAAGGAAUAGAUUUCGUGCACCACUUUGGCCGAGCAGUCAUCAUGUUUGGAGUGCCGUACGUUUACACACAGAGCCGCAUCCUAAAGGCUCGUCUGGAGUAUCUGCGGGAUCAGUUUCAGAUCAGAGAGAAUGACUUCCUCACAUUUGAUGCUAUGCGUCAUGCAGCCCAGUGCGUGGGCAGAGCCAUCAGAGGCAAGACGGACUACGGACUGAUGGUUUUUGCUGACAAGCGUUAUGCUCGAGCAGACAAACGUGGGAAGCUUCCACGCUGGAUCCAGGAGCACAUCAGCGACGGCAGUCUGAACCUCACUGUGGAUGAGGCAGUGCAGCUCUCCAAGCACUUCCUGCGUCAGAUGGCUCAGCCGUUCAGACAGGAGGACCAGUUGGGUCUAUCUCUGCUUACUCUCGAGCAGCUGGAGUCGGAGGAAAUGCUGCAGAAAAUCACUAAGAUCGCUCAUCAGACCUGAAGACAUAUGCCUUAAUGCUGUCACCAUGGCGGUGCCCAUGAUGAUGAAAGGUCCUCAACCC